Messenger RNA from Colletotrichum destructivum, 1203 nucleotides. Its product is annotated as Putative transketolase-like, pyrimidine-binding domain, thiamine diphosphate-binding protein. Bases 1 to 1203 code for a protein of 400 amino acids. NCBI's taxonomy places the organism in Eukaryota, Fungi, Ascomycota, Sordariomycetes, Glomerellales, Glomerellaceae. Gene Ontology annotation, molecular function: catalytic activity. The transcript is spliced from 2 exons. The record is from RefSeq and is a predicted model, not a curated record. Gene Ontology annotation, biological process: response to nutrient; branched-chain amino acid catabolic process.
AUGAGGUCGUCGAUUUCAACACGUCCAUUGCGGCGAGCGCUGGCGCCGUCAGCAUUGGCACAGCUUCCCCUUGCCGUCUCUCGGCUUUACUCGACACACCCGCCCAAUGCGAAGCUCAACAUCCCCGUCGACUACGCGACGACCUCAUUACUCGCACAUUCUUCUCAGACGGCCCUUGGCACAACAGAGCUUCCGCCUGAAGUGCGCAAUGGCACGACGAAGAAGAUGAACCUGUUCCAGGCCAUCAACGACGCCCUCUCGAUCGCGUUGGCCGAGGACGAUUCAGUCAUGGUGUUUGGCGAAGACGUAGCCUUCGGCGGAGUCUUUAGGUGCACGAUGAAGCUGGCCGAGACAUACGGUGCCGAUCGCAUCUUCAACACACCUCUCACAGAACAGGGCAUCAUGGGAUUUGCCAUUGGGGCGGCGGCGGAGGGGAUGCGGCCCGUCGCGGAGAUCCAGUUCGCUGACUACGUCUAUCCGGCCUUCGACCAAUUGGUCAACGAAGCUGCCAAGUACCGGUUCAGGGACGGAGCAUGCGGACGCAGCGUGGGCGGAUUGACCGUUCGGAUGCCCUGCGGCGGCGUCGGCCACGGCGCGAUGUACCACUCCCAAUCGCCCGAGAGUCUGUUCACUCACAUCCCCGGGUUGCGAGUGAUCAUGCCCAGGUCUCCUCUCCAGGCCAAGGGCCUCCUACUAUCAGCCAUUCGCAGCAACGACCCGUGCAUAUUUAUGGAGCCCAAGAUCUUGUAUAGAGCGGCCGUUGAACAGGUUCCUGCGGGAGCAUACACGCUGCCUUUGUCCAAGGCGGAGGUUCUUAAGGAGGGCAAGGAUGUCACGAUUAUCUCGUACGGACAGCCUCUGUACACCUGCAUGUCGGCCCUCCAGCGAGCUGAAGAAGAUCUGGGCAUCUCCGUCGAGCUCAUUGACCUGAGGACGCUGUACCCCUGGGACAAGGAGACGGUGUUCAAGAGCGUGCGGAAGACCGGCCACUGUAUUGUGGUGCACGAAGCGAUGGUGAAUGCUGGCAUCGGAGCGGAGGUUGCCGCCACUAUUCAGGAAGACCCUGACACAUUCUUGAGACUGGAAGCACCGGUCGCAAGAGUUGCGGGAUGGAGCAUUCACUCGCCGUUGCUGUACGAGAAGUUCAAUAUCCCGGACGUUGCAAGGGUUUACGACAACAUCAAGAAAGUGUUGGACUACUGA